Penicillium expansum is the source of this 1530-nucleotide messenger RNA. Its product is annotated as Atg14 domain-containing protein. NCBI's taxonomy places the organism in Eukaryota, Fungi, Ascomycota, Eurotiomycetes, Eurotiales, Aspergillaceae. The record is from RefSeq and is a predicted model, not a curated record. The transcript is spliced from 2 exons. Bases 1 to 1530 code for a protein of 509 amino acids. Gene Ontology annotation, molecular function: SNARE binding. Gene Ontology annotation, biological process: SNARE complex assembly. Gene Ontology annotation, cellular component: lytic vacuole; endosome.
AUGAGCUGUUCCAUAUGCUCACGUGCCCCUCAUUCCCGCCUUUCUUUCCACUGUCCGACGUGUGCACGCAAUCAGCUAUAUCAACUACGAAUCGACAGCACCCAAGUUCUUCUGGAGAAAGAGGUCCUUGGAAAGCAAAUUGAGGCCGCUGUUACCUGUAGCAGCUCCUGGGAUAAACCUUCUCCGCAUGGACAUGGACAAGAACUGGUCGAUACGGACAAAGCCUGCUCUCCCUGCUGGGUCCUCCAAACGAUAAGCACUCGACAUGCAGUGUCUUUAGCAAAGAGGGAUUUGGUUUCCCAUCAGCUUGAUGCUUUGAAAUUAGAGGUUGAAGCCAAAAAGGCCGAGAUUGCUAAGCAAAAAGAAGCUCUAGCACGCAGACGGUCAGACGCUGAAUCUGCCAAAUUUCAACUAGAAGAGCGGGAAAGUGGAAUCCUGGCGGGUGUCCAAAAUACCAGCAAACGGGUAGAGCACGUUUGGCAUUCCCUCCAUAGCAAAACGGCAGAGUCACGUAUUUAUCUUUGUCGAGAGGUCGCCAACCUCUAUGGCCUGCGGAAGGCUAUGAAGAAGGGCCAAAGUCGGGAGACAUAUAUAUCCACGUCUUUUUCUAACAUCGCUCAUCUUCUGAUCAUUGUCUCGCACUAUCUCUCCUUGAGACUUCCCGCCGAAAUUACGCUGCCUCACAAAAAUUAUCCUGUGCCUACGAUUUACACCCCCUCAGUAUCAUAUCGCUCGCGCGACGGUCAUGAUGGGGCUGACUACCAGUCUUCGUCGAGUCCAGCUGCAUCAAGGACGGUGGACCCACGCACCCACACGCCACGCCCGCGACCUCUCUUCAUUGAUAAGCCUCUACCCCGGUUAGCGAAGGAGGAUCCCGUAACAUACGCCUUCUUUCUAGAGGGAGCCGCCCUCCUGGCAUGGAAUGUUGCAUGGUUAUGUCGAACUCAAGGGAUAAACAUCUCGUCGGACUCUUGGGAGGAAGUCUGCGAUAUUGGGAAGAGCUUGUGGCAACUACUCGUUGCUCCGCCAGCCCAUCCUUCAACUCUGAUGCGAGCCUUUGCCGGCCGAGACACACAGACACAGAUGAAAUCUACCAAAGACUCUCCUAGAACCACGAUUCAGCGGACAACAUCUUUCCCUAUGUUGGGUCACUAUUCUCAUGGCACGGCACAUUCUUUCCUGGGAGCAUCAGAAGGAGUUGAAUUCAUGCGAAUAUGGAAACUUCCAACCCCGACCAAGAUUGUGGAUAAAUUGAAGUCUAAUCUUCUCGGGGAAAUGGCCAGUGCAGAAUGGGAGUUGCUGGAAGAAAAAGAAUGGGAUGAUGCGGCCGUAGAUUCCCCUCAGCCAUCUGUUUCGCAGAACCCCAAGGUCGCUAUCCCCUCUCAAUCCGGAUCGGUGGAAACAGACAGGACUACUUCAAAGACACGUUCUGUGAGGACUCCAGGUCAUGAGGAUGGCUCUUCCCCGCGACCCAAAGGUACCAAAGGAUGGACUAAGGUAGCAGGUAGAGGACAUGGAUCAGCUGUCUAG